GCUAACUAGCUUGCUAACGUAACGUUAACAUACUCAUCAUUUUAUCAACUCACAUAUAAUCCUGUUGUCCUUCAUUGUUACUUGUCAAAACGACCAUCUUACUCAAACCAAACCAGGCUCUAGAUCUUUAUAGCGCGUGCAGAAUAACCAAUAACGCCAGUGAGUAGGCCUUUGGCAGCAGUUAGCUCCGCGGCUGACAGCCUGACAGUGAACAGAAAUAGCUGUUGUCCACCACCACAAAGAGAGGAGAAAAUAUGUUUGGACGAUGUCAGAGAAGAUUCUCAAGGUGUUUUAACACAUUUUGGAAUGAGUAAAGAGAAGAAGACAAGGAUGGUAAAACUAGAGAAACAUGAUCCAGACACUUAUCCCAUGAUUGUGGGUAAAGUGAAGACAUCCAUUCCUAAAAUGAGAACUGUAAAGUUAAAGGAGAAGUUUAAAGUUGCAACAUCAAAAAGCAACUCCACCUCAGCGAGUGUUACUACAUGUGAGACAUCAGGGAAUAUAAGGAAGCUUUGUGUCAACCUAAUGCCUUUUCUGGCUGCAGCCAAGGAGCCUGCGGAGGAAGAGGAGGGAAACGAAGAGGACAAAAGCAGCACAAGUAAAAAUGGACCAGAAACCAGCAACAAAAAUGAGGCACCAUCUGUCACUAAAUCUGUGGAACAAACACUUAAUUCUUUCAUAGGAUUAACUUUGGACACUGACACCAAACAACUAGUAAAUCCUCAUUUUGUGCUGCCACCUAUAAGUCAAUCUAAAUCAGCUCCUGAGUGUUGUGACCAUCAGAAGAACCUCGCUCCUCAACCUCCCAUCAGUUUAUCUGAGCAAACAAGGACCAUCUCCUCAAACUUCAGUAUAAAAUGCUGCGGAGGCGGUGGAUUAGUUACAGGACAAGUAGCAGACAGCAGGCCGUGGAUAGACAAUCCCCUGUUCUCUAAAAGUAGAUCUCCUGAGUUUAGUCUGCCAGACAUCUCCUUGUCCAGUCUGGAUGCUCUGCUGCAGACAGUCACACAGAAACUGGGGAGGAAGCGGCGAGGCUUUGAUGAAGGGUCGUGGGGACGUAUCCAGUCCAAUCAUCUCCUCAUGGCUGUUAGUGAACAACGUUUUAGAGAGAGAAGCAUCACAGGGAACAGAAACCUGGUCAACAUUAAAACAAUAAAAGAAACAUCACUGGGUGGAAGCAGAGUAACCAGACAGAGGAGCCUGCCUCCACUUUCAUCAGCACCGAAACAAAUGCUCAUCCUCAAUAUGACGAAGAAAAACAUCCCGACUUCCAACAUGCUCCAGUGAUUCAUCAUAAACAACAAACUGAACUUACAACAUACAUCAUAGUCUUUUGUUAAAUGAUACAGGAAACCAUUUAUUUAUUUUUUCUUUCAGGACAAUACAUU
Molecule: messenger RNA, 1388 nt
Organism: Etheostoma spectabile (orangethroat darter)
Lineage: Eukaryota; Metazoa; Chordata; Actinopteri; Perciformes; Percidae
Exons: 4
Coding region: 307-1287 (326 amino acids)
Source: RefSeq, a predicted model, not a curated record